Molecule: messenger RNA, 936 nt
Organism: Naegleria lovaniensis
Lineage: Eukaryota; Heterolobosea; Eutetramitea; Acrasida; Naegleriidae
Exons: 1
Coding region: 1-936 (311 amino acids)
Source: RefSeq, a predicted model, not a curated record
AUGUCCUCACAACCAUCCUCAAACAGCACUUAUUCCAAUGUUUUCAUUGUAGGUUCCACUGGAACAGUUGGAAAACAUGUCACAAAAGCAUUCCUACAAUACCAUCCUCAUGCUCAAAUCAAAAUUUUGGUAAGAAAAGAGAGUGAGGAAAAGGCCUCUGAGUUGAGACAAUUAGGAGCCCAAAUCGUGAACGGAGAUCUCACCACCAUUGCUCCUCAAGAACUUGAUCAAAUUUUACAUGGAUCUGAUGUUAUUGUGAGCACUGUGUUCGGCGAUGCAAGUACCAUCGUUGAUGGUCAACUCAAAUUAUUAGAGUCUGCCAAGAGAGUUGGUGUGAAAAAGUUCCUUCCCUCAAGUUUUGGUGUCAAUUCCAACAAACUUGAAUAUGGCGACUUACUUCCCAAUGACAACAAGAAGAAGUUUGCUGAUGAAUUGGUGAAAAGUGGUUUAGAGUACGUCUUUGUCAACACUGGUCUCUUUUACUCGUACGCCACACUUCCGAAUUUCCUAUUCGAAUUCGAUAAGGACACUAACACUGUGAAAUUUGAUGGCGACUUGAAUGCUCCAUUAACUAUGACUGAUUUGGAAGAUAUUGGUAAAUUCACUGCUGAAGCUGCUCUUAGAAAGGAUAUCAAGAAUCGAGAUGUUGAUAUCAAAGGAGAUAUCAAGUCCAUUAGAGAGGUGGCUACGCUUUUGUAUGGUAAUGACGUCAAAUUUGUCAAUGGACUCAAUGUUUCAGAGUUGAAACAAGAGAUUGAUCAUAGAAUUAAGUCUGGUGUUCAACCACAGGAUUUCUUCUCCCUUUUAGUGUUGCAAUUGAGAUGGAUUUUCGCAACUGGAAAAACUGCUCCUGAAAAGUAUGCCAAUGAUGAAUUGUUUCCAACUAUCCAACCAAAAAGCUUUGUAGAAUUUGCUGCUACUCUUCCCAAACAAUAA